AUGACGCUCCAGCCUCUCGCGGACCCCGGAAGUGCAACUUGAACUUGUUCGGGGCGCGGAUCCCGAGAGAGAAAGUCACUCGGGCCGCACGAGGGAGUUCGCCAGGGCGCGCUGGAAGGCCACGCCUCCUCCCGCCUCCCCUCGCAGCCCCGCAGCCGCGGGCAGAGCUCAGACUGUCUUCUGAAGAUUGAUGUCUAUUUCCUUGAGCUCUUUAAUUUUGUGCCCAUUUUGGAUAAGCAUGGCACAAAUCCAGCAGGGAGGUCCAGAUGAAAAAGAAAAGACUACAGCACUGAAAGAUUUAUUGUCUAGGAUAGAUUUGGAUGAACUAAUGAAAAAAGAUGAACCACCUCUUGAUUUUCCUGAUACCCUGGAAGGAUUUGAGUAUGCUUUUAAUGAAAAGGGACAGUUAAGACACAUAAAAACUGGGGAACCAUUUGUUUUUAACUACCGAGAAGACUUGCACAGAUGGAAUCAGAAAAGAUACGAAGCUCUAGGAGAGAUCAUCACAAAGUAUGUAUAUGAGCUUCUGGAAAAGGACUGUAAUUUGAAAAAAAUAUCUAUACCAGUAGAUGCCUCUGAGAGUGAACCAAAGAGUUUUAUCUUUAUGAGUGAGGAUGCUUUGACAAAUCCACAGAAACUGAUGGUUUUAAUUCAUGGUAGUGGUGUUGUCAGGGCAGGUCAGUGGGCUAGAAGGCUUAUUAUAAAUGAAGAUCUGGACAGUGGCACACAGAUACCAUUUAUUAAGAGAGCUAUGGAUGAAGGAUAUGGAGUAAUAGUUUUGAAUCCCAAUGAAAACUAUAUUGAAGUAGAAAAGCCGAAGAUACAUGUACCGUCAUCUUCUGAUAGUUCAGAUGAACCAGCAGAAAAACGGGAAAGAAAAGAUAAAGUCUCUAAAGAAACAAAGAAGCGACGUGAUUUCUAUGAGAAGUAUCGUAACCCUCAAAGAGAAAAAGAAAUGAUGCAGUUGUAUAUCAGAGACAAUGGUUCUCCUGAAGAACAUGCGAUCUAUGUGUGGGACCAUUUCAUAGCCCAGUCGGCAGCUGAGAAUGUAUUUUUUGUUGCUCACAGCUAUGGAGGACUUGCUUUUGUUGAACUAAUGAUUCAACGAGAAGCAGAUGUGAAAAGCAAGGUAACUGCUGUGGCACUGACAGACUCUGUUCACAAUGUGUGGCAUCAAGAAGCUGGCAAAACCAUUCGAGAGUGGAUGAGAGAGAACUGCUGUAAUUGGGUCUCUAGCUCAGAACCAUUAGACACUUCAGUGGAGUCCAUGCUGCCUGACUGCCCCCGAGUCUCUGCAGGCACGGACCGUCACGAGCUCACUUCCUGGAAGAGCUUCCCUUCUAUUUUCAAAUUCUUUGCCGAAGCCUCUGAGGCCAAGAGCAGCUCCCUGAAGCCGGCGCUGGCGCGGCGCUCGCACCGCAUCAAGCACGAAGAGCUGUAAGAGCAGCGCGAGCGCGACGGGGCGGGACGCCGGGACGCACACUCGAGCCUGCACCGCCGGCCCCUCGCCGCUCGUCGCCAGCGAGCAGACGCCCAGCCCCUCAUUAGAUUGUUUUCUUCCCAGAGCACAGGGUCGUGAUAUAUACAUCUAAAUAGCGUUUUGCAUUAUUUCUAGAUGAGUGCAACUGUCAAAGCAAUAUGGGUUCACCGGUCUGCUUCCUGCGGGCCGAGCUCGGCUUCGCGCUGCCCGUCAGCGCUCAGAUGAAGGCUGACAGCGCCUGCCCCGCGCGCCCGCGCCUCUAAUUGCCCCAGCCCGGCCCGCGCGGGGCUGCGGGGUGAGCGGCGUCUGCGCGGUCCUACCACCCGCUGCUGCGCAGCCGCCGCUCCCCCUCCCCGCCUCGGCAGGCCCCCCUUAAUCACGUUUAUUUUUUUCCCCUCUCCCAGCAGAAGCAAACUUUUAUUCUAGACUUCAAACUUCCCUUUUCAGUAGGUUUUUCACUGAGGGCGUCUUAGGCCUCUUUUUUUAAGGAAGUUGCCCCCUCACACCCAGAAAAGCCAAAUUUAAAUUCAGAGCAUGAAUGCCAUGAUGUACUGUAGUUUGGGGAGCGCAAAUGGUUCUCUCCCUAACGAUCUAUUUUCAUUUCCAGACCAGAAGAAAAACUUUGCAUAAAAAAUCUAUGAAGUACUGAAUGCACAUUACCGCUGAAAAUCUUUUCCAGUUGAAUAUGACAUUUUUUACACAAGUCUCUAAAACAUAACGUGGAACAAAUCUUUAAGUACAUGUGUGAAGGCCCCCUUUUCAAUGGAAUUUCCAACUUUAUCAUUAGAAUUGACUUUACUUUUUAAAAUAUAAUGUAUAUUGAGUGGCAUUGUAAUUUAGAUAGCAUACUUAAGUUUUGCUUUUUAAAUCUUAAUGUGGGUAAAGUUUGUUAAUCCUGACUAGAAUGAUCUAUUCUGAUCUUUCAUGGAGUUAGACCCUUUUAGGGACAGAAUUUUUAUCGUCAUAGGGAAAAUGUACCUGUGCACUCUUGAGCCUUUCCUUCUGGAAGGCUAAGUGGGCUAAAAUGAUUCUUUUAGUUUUCUGCUCCAACAGAAAGGGAAAGACCUGCUGUGAAAGAUUUUUCUCCUCUCAAUCCAGUGAUACAACUUUUAGCAGUCCACUUCCUCUGUAGGGUUGUGCCCUACAGUUUCAACUAUUAACUAUUUUAAUCCAGCUAAGAUCUGGCCAACACUGUGAAAUAUAAGAGGUAAAAUAAGUUAAGAUUUUGCUGACUUUUACAUCAAAUAUUAAAUCUUAACAUUAUCAUUUUAAUUACUUGAAGAAUUUAAUUACCUAGUGAGGAUUCUGUUUCUAAUAGAUGAGGAUCUGAAUUUAAUCUUCAUUUGUUUGUGAAGUGUAUGCAACAAUAUGACCGCCUUACUUGAGGACAUGAUAAAAUGUACCCAAAAUGACUUAGAAUUGUCUGCCUCCUCAGAAAAAAAAUAACUUAAAAUAACCACCUCAUGAGUAAAAUGUUUUUAUAUUAUGAACUGAUUUCAGCAACGUUUUAAAAUUGAUAACAUCUUUGGUAUACAAAUAUAGUUAUUAGUUCAUGUAGUUUUAAGAAUGGCAAAUUAAAGUGAUAUUUUUCAAUGAUCAUAUAUGCAUAUACUUUCAGAGUUAUUUUAGAAACAACAUAGGAAAAAUCAAAACAUCAUAUUAUCUAGCUUCUGGAUAAGUUAAAAUGUGUAACCCCAACAAUGCCAAGCCCUUCGGUCUGCAGUCUUUUCUAUUCUAGAAGUAAUGGUGAACUGUAUGAAAGAGGUAACUUCCAUUGAGAGGAUUUGAGAAUUGAUGUAGAUUGAAUAUAUUUUUCAAAGUGUUAUAAACUGUGUUUCCAAAACAUGAAAAUAUUCACGGGAAACUAAUUCUGUUGCCUUUUUUUAAAAUCAGCACUUAUGAGAUGCUAAAUUUGUGAUGCUUCUGCAGCUGAAUUAGAGCAAAGUAAAUAUGCUCAGCUUAUAAACCAAAUCACUCCUGUUUCUUAGAUUUUCUCACCUCUCUUCUUAAAAAACCGUUACUUUUAACUAGAGUAAAUCACUGUUAAAUUGCCUUUAAUAGUUUAAAACUACUGGGUUGUUAGGCCUUAUUUAACUAUCUAUAGAGCUAUUUGCAAUCUUAAGCUGUGUAAAUGUAAUUUCUACCUGUGAAUCUGAGCUGUGGCCACCGGAAGAGAGCUAGGCAAACCAUCCCAGACCUCCAACUGAUAACUGAGAAGAUUCUUUGCAAUGUAGGCUUUCUUAACCUGUUGAUUAUAGGUCUGUUGGUAUAAAUGUAAUAAUAUCUUCACCACAAUUUUGCUGGAGUAACAAUGAUCAGUUGGUAGCAGCUCUUCUGCUUCGAGGCGACAAGUGUUAAUAUUUUUGCUCUGAUCUCCCCAAUUUGGUUUCUUUAGACAGGGUUUGUUUUGUGUUUUUUUGGAGAGUAGAGGUUUACAUUUAGGAUUUGGAUUUUCUUGUUAAUUAUAUACUCGGUUCUUACAGCAAGUGGAAUGGGGAGCAGAGUUGUUGAUAAAUCUGAGAUUCAAAAUCAUCCUGUUAAAACUUAAAAAGCUAGAUAUUGCAAUGCUUUGGAACUUUCUAAAGGUACCUAACCAGGCAGCCAUUAAAAGUUUUUAUGAUAUUUGAAGGGGACGGGGGGAGUCUACUUGUAAUAAUUGUUCUUUUCUCAAGUUUCCACCUUGUGCUUUAACCUGGAUUACAUUAUUGUGUAUACCAAAAGUAAAGCACAGGAGUUUCCUAUAUAUUAUAUAUUUCUGUUUACCAUUUUAAAAUAAAAACAAUUUUCCCAACAA
Myotis lucifugus (little brown bat) is the source of this 4274-nucleotide messenger RNA. RefSeq names its product family with sequence similarity 172 member A (gene ARB2A). The transcript is spliced from 11 exons. Gene Ontology annotation, biological process: regulatory ncRNA-mediated heterochromatin formation. The record is from RefSeq and is a predicted model, not a curated record. NCBI's taxonomy places the organism in Eukaryota, Metazoa, Chordata, Mammalia, Chiroptera, Vespertilionidae. Bases 191 to 1441 code for a protein of 416 amino acids. Gene Ontology annotation, cellular component: nucleus. Gene Ontology annotation, molecular function: siRNA binding.